Messenger RNA from Cynocephalus volans (Philippine flying lemur), 1419 nucleotides. It is a transcript of the gene C4H11orf16, whose product is annotated as chromosome 4 C11orf16 homolog. The record is from RefSeq and is a predicted model, not a curated record. Lineage: Eukaryota; Metazoa; Chordata; Mammalia; Dermoptera; Cynocephalidae.
AUGGAAUACUCCACCAGGCCCAGGAUGCCUUUGGACAAAUACUGCAGUGCGGCCACAACCCUGAGGGCCCCUGCCUGGGACUGUGCUGCUCCACCCUGCGAACUCUCCUCCAUCUGCCCCUUUGCCCUCCAAGUGCCCUGGCUCACCAGGAGCAACCCCCCCACGAGGUAUACCACUUAUCACCCAUGUCUCCACAUUGCUGACCCAGCAUGGCAGAGGCCUGGCUGGCUGGGAAGAGUCGGAGAUGCUGCUGACAUGUGGGUCCUGGCAAGAAGGGAACAAGAUGGUUUUUAUUACCGGGCUCAGAUAAAGACAGCUCCAGAGCUGGAGAGGCAGGGGACCCUGCUUGUAGAAUUUGAGGGUCCCCUUGUCACAGGCCUAAAGCAACAGAGGGUGGUCUUAGAAGAAGUCCUUCAGCUGUCACCAUCCAUAGGAUAUUCACUGCAGCCUGGGGACAAGGUGCUGGCACCCUGGGAGCCAGACCAACAGCAGUAUGGUCCUGGCACUAUUCUCUUGAGCUUGGAGACGAGAGACCCCCACAGAGCAUCAAAGGAAGAGGAAAUCAUUGUUCAAUUCUGGAAUGGCAGGACAGCUAAAGUGCCUCUAGGUGGGGUCAGGUGGGUGCCCCCAGCUGUAUGGAAGAAGGCUGUGGAGAGGCUGUGCAAGCCUUUUGUCAGGGAGCACCCCAGUUCCCUGCUCUGGGCCCCUUGCUGCUCUCUGCUGGGGCCAGUCACUGGAUGCAGGACCCAUGGACUUCCUCUGGGCACUUCAUUCCUGUGCCCUCCCUGCCACCCCCACACCUGCUGCCAGCUGCUGUGCCAGGGCUGCCUCUGCUGUUGUCCUUUGGCUGGCCCCACAUGGUGGCCUCUAACCAGCAACUCAGAGGUUGCAGCCAGAGAACCUCCGAAGUCAGAGCCAAAGCCCACAGCACAGCUUUUGCCCCUAGACGGUCCUGACAAGGAGGAAGUAGCAGUGCAUGCUCCUGUGGCUGUUUCCUCCUCCUCCUCCUCUGAAGGGGAUUUAGGGAAUGAUCUGGAGAUGAGCCUUCCCCAGAGACUGAUGGUGAACAGCACAGUCAACACAGACCCCAUCCUUCUUGAGAAGCCUCUGAGGCAGAGUGGCCUCCACAAGCCUGUGUGGAGGUAUUGGAGGAGAAACGGGCCUGAGCAGCACCCUGGGAAGCCAGGAACGAGAUGCUACAACAUCAGGAAAGAAGAGGACAACAAACAGGAGCGAGUACAAGCUGUAGCACUGGGGACUACCAAGGAGCUGGCCCUGAAAGCAAAAAAGCCACCACAGACCCUGCCAGAGGAAGGUGAACACAGAAAACUGUCAGGGAAGUUAAACAAUGAUGGUAAAAUACUUGAGGAGGAGCUACAAAGAGAGGCCGACAAGGCCUUCUUCAAGGGAAGGAGGUAG